This is a messenger RNA of Cicer arietinum (chickpea), 1533 nucleotides long. RefSeq lists its product as uncharacterized. Gene Ontology annotation, molecular function: 3-dehydroquinate synthase activity; oxidoreductase activity. Gene Ontology annotation, biological process: aromatic amino acid biosynthetic process. Lineage: Eukaryota; Viridiplantae; Streptophyta; Magnoliopsida; Fabales; Fabaceae. The record is from RefSeq and is a predicted model, not a curated record.
AUGUGAGAAACACAAAGAAAAGGGAUGAAGAAAGUUGGUUGGUGGUGGUGACAAAGAGAGGAUGGCUAUGCUGUCGUCACACAUUCGCUUCGCACACUUCACUUCUUCAUCUCUUUCUUCUUUGCGCCACAAUUCUUGUUCUUCAAUGUCUUCUUCUUCUUCUUCUUCUUGGAUACCGUUUCAGGACACAGAUCAUACAAAAUCGAAGAAGGUAUGGAUAUGGACAAAGAACAAGCAGGUCAUUACUGCAGCUGUCGAGAGAGGAUGGAAUACUUUCAUUUUUCCUUCACACCUUCCUCAACUUGCCAGUGAUUGUUCAUCCACUGCAUUAAUCUGUCCUCUUUUUGCAACUGAGAGAGAGAUUUUGGAUGUAGAGAAUAAAAGGGUAGCUGCAAUUUUCGAUAUUUCGACUCCGGAGGAACUAGAGCGACUUAGGCCUGAGGAUGAGCAGGCACCAAACAUUGUAGUUAAUUUACUGGAUUGGCAGGUUAUACCUGCAGAAAAUAUAAUUGCUGCAUUUCAAAACAGCCAAAAGAGUGUGUUUGCGAUCUCGGGUAAUACGUCUGAAGCUCAGAUAUUUCUCGAGGCACUUGAACAUGGUUUAGAUGGCAUAGUUUUGAAAGUUGAAGAUGUUGAGCCUAUUCUUGAGCUAAAGGAAUAUUUCGACCGAAGAACAGAAGAAAGCAAUUUAUUGAACUUGACCAAAGCCACCGUGACAAACAUUCAAGUAGCUGGAAUGGGCGAUCGCGUUUGUGUCGAUCUUUGCAGUCUCAUGAAACCUGGUGAAGGACUUCUCGUUGGAUCUUUUGCUAGAGGAUUAUUUCUUGUUCACUCAGAAUGUUUGGAGUCAAAUUACAUUGCAAGCAGACCUUUUCGGGUGAAUGCGGGACCAGUGCAUGCUUACGUCGCGGUUCCCGGAGGCCGAACAAGCUACCUGUCGGAAUUAAAAUCAGGAAAAGAAGUGAUUGUGGUUGAUCAGCAGGGUCGGCAGAGAAUUUCAAUUGUCGGGCGUGUAAAGAUUGAAAGUAGACCACUAAUCCUUGUGGAGGCAAAGACAGAUUCAGACAAUCAAGCCAUCAGCAUGCUUUUACAGAAUGCAGAAACAGUUGCUUUGGUUUGUCCCUCACAAGGAAAUACACUGUCAAAAACAUCUGUUCCAGUGACUUCACUAAAAGUUGGAGAUGGAGUUCUUUUGAGAGUUCAAGGAGCAGCUCGGCAUACCGGAAUAGAGAUUCAAGAAUUUAUAGUUGAGAAAUGAACAACUUUGAUGCUAGCUAGAGUGGUUUGUGGUUUUUUGGCUUGAGACAUGGAAAGGGGAAGGUUAUAUUUUACUCUUCAAAAUGAUGAGGUAGCUAUGGAGGAGUGUUUAUCAAAUAGGAGUUACAGCAACGCUAUAGCAUUAUAUUAUAGUGUAACGGAAUUUGAAUAAAUCACUAAUAUUAUGCAUAAGUUAUUUAGUACAAAGUGUUGUCAAAUGGUGAUUCUAUAGCACUGUAGUGCCAUUAAAUUUGAACAAAUAUAUAUUUUUCAUGA